Molecule: messenger RNA, 1277 nt
Organism: Cucumis sativus (cucumber)
Lineage: Eukaryota; Viridiplantae; Streptophyta; Magnoliopsida; Cucurbitales; Cucurbitaceae
Exons: 2
Coding region: 85-1062 (325 amino acids)
Source: RefSeq, a predicted model, not a curated record
CCAUCCCCACACCACAUUCGCACUUUCAAUAACGACACUCCUAGUCUUUUCACCUCCGGCCGACAGGCAAUAUCACCGCCGAAAAUGGCGUGGUUACUCUCUUUGAAGGCUACGUUGAUGUCCGCCGGAGUUAUUUCCAUGGCUCUCGCUCUCAAGGUCUCUGUUCCUUUAGUUUUCGAGUUUUCAGUUCUUUAUGUGCCUCUGAUUUGGAACUCCCUCAUUUCUUGCUUGAGACCUCCUUACAUUUACAUUAUCAUAAACGGGAUUAUCAUCUCCAUCGUCGCCUCCUCGCGUUUCCACCAGAAGGAAGCCGACGCUUACGUUGAGAUUCCUUCUGCAACUAAGGCUUCGGAGGAUAUCGGAUACAGAGAGAUUGUUUCGGAAUAUACUGUUAUAGAAUCGCCGAUGGUUUACGAACAGAGAGAUGAACUGAUUGUUUCGGAGCUGAAAGCUAUCGAUGCGAUUGAUUUCCAGGUUGAAGAGAUAAUUGCUCCGGAAGUGAAGGAAAUCGAGGCGGUGGUCUUACCCAGAGAAGAAGUAAUUGCUCCGGAAACCAAGGUUAUCGAAGCGAUUAGCUCUAUUGAAGCUGAAGCAGAGGAUGAGGACAAAUUCGUCAUAUCCACAAAUCGGACCCGGAAUUCACUGAAGAGGAUGGGAUUACCAGAGAAACCGCUCGUUUCUUCCAGAUUUGGCCACCGGAAAUCUGCUAAAGCGAGUCCAGAAGGCGGAAGGGCGCUGGGAGUAAUAUCGAAGGCGAAACGGCACGAGACGCUAGAGAACACGUGGAAGGCGAUAACGGAAGGGAGAGCAAUGCCGUUGAGCAGGCACAUGAAGAAGUGGGAGACGUGGGAGAAUCAAAUGAACGGGGGGGAGGUGGAAAUAAAAGCGGAGAGGACGAAUCAGGGGACGACGACGGUGAAGCUGAGGAAAGAGGCGUCGAUGAGUCAGGACGAUUUGAACCGGCGAGUGGAGGAUUUCAUAAGGAGAUUCAAUGAGGAAAUGAGGUUGCAGAGGGAGCAAUCGUUGAAGAAGUACUGGGAGAUGGUGAACCGUGAGAGCUGAUCUUUUUUUCUUCUUUCGUUUUCUUUAUACAUAUUUCCCUUUUGGAGCUUUUUUAUUCCUUUGGGUAAAUUUUUGAUUGGUGCAAAAUAUAGGAAGGAAAUUAAUUACUUUUAUUUGUUAGGGUUGUAAAAUUGAAAAAAUAUAUCCAUAUAUAUAUUUGAAUUGUAAUAUUAGAAUUGCUCUAUAAUAGCAAAGAAGUUAUGGGCUUUGUACAA